GCAGAUUUUUUAGGGGAUUCUCGCUACUCAUCCUAGAGUAGCUCUACAUAUCGUUUCAAAACCCAAGCACCUACUUGAAAUUCCAGUGUCGCAGCUACCUACACGAAUAUCAAACCACGACUCGGUUAUAAUCAUGUAAGGUAACAGAAUUUUAUCUUGGCGUAUGCCAAAUACAUCCCGCACUAAGCCAUCGCCAUUCAUAUGCCAGCCCCACCUCAACUCCCCGUGUCCUCCCAGAGUCCAACUUCCAAUGACAAGACUUCAGCGAACGAUCCACAUCACAAGUGUUGUUCAUCGCCGUUUCCGAUGCGCCAGAGCUUCAGCCUGUGACGGCUAGCCGUAGAUCCAGCAAUUAUGCCUGCGACAUGGCUAGUAUCCUGCGCGAGGCGGAACCAGAAUUACCGGACAGACUAGAAACCGUCACUUUCGGACUUUGCACUAUCCUGUCAAAUCUACCAGACGGUGGUGUUGGGACGCUAGCAAGGCUGGUCCGGCAGUUAGAGCUUUCCUCAAGGUUUACAGACAAGAAUUAUCCACUAGCAGUUCGAGCUACUCAAGCAUGGGUUGCUUCGGAAUUUGUAAUGUCCCAUAAUACCUCUUUUUUAUAUUUACCCUUGCUCUUUCCAGAGGCAGCGACUACGCUCCUACAGCUUAAGCUGCACGAGGCAGAGGUGCAGACCAGCAAUCCACCAAACAAUGUUCUGCCAAUAUCCAGGUUGAUAGUGCAGCUAUUAGGAACCAAGAUCAACAAUAACAAAAUCAGCCUGAGAAAUCUCGCGGUGGAACUACAUGCUGACAGCGAAGGCUCCGUUGAACGAAAGCUUUCCACAGACUUAGCCGACUCCUUUCUAAAUCCUCUCCCCCACAUGCAUGCAGGCACGUACGCGCUUGUCGAUAAUUGCUUCUGGCUCGUCUCGUUCCUUUUCCCAACGUGAUAUUCCAUUCUCAGAUACGACAUGGAUGACUCUCAAAGUAUACAUGGGUACAAACUCUGUGUCACCCAGGCAAGAUAGACCUUUGUAUCGUGCGACGAAAGAGACAUAUUGCAGGACUUUUCGGCACAGGUCUACGCUGCGGACUUGCCCCUAGAUAGGGAAGUGAAGCGAUAGAACAUAACCUU
Molecule: messenger RNA, 1120 nt
Organism: Babjeviella inositovora NRRL Y-12698
Lineage: Eukaryota; Fungi; Ascomycota; Pichiomycetes; Serinales
Exons: 1
Coding region: 366-935 (189 amino acids)
Source: RefSeq, a predicted model, not a curated record